AUGUUCUGCCGUGAGAUCGACUUCGCUAUGGAGGGUCACAAUGCCGUCACCCGUUAUCUAUGGGCUAAGAAUAACAUCGAUGCCGGUCUAUGGCGUAAGCUAACUAAUGCGACCGAGCCACCGGCUAGAUGUCAUCAAAGCUAUGAGCAUCAUCUACGUCAACUUUGUCGUAAACUACGCAAAACUUUCGACACGGAUGAGGCUUUGUCUCGAGCCGAGUACAAAUUCAACACUUGUACCCAGCGAUCUAGCGAGACAUUAUUCCAGUUCAUAUCAAGGCUAGAAACUCUAGCUGACGAGCUGGUAUAUCUACGAGCUGGGCCGAGAGAGUCUACCCUCAAACGACGUCUGUAUGAUGGUACAUCAUCCAACGAUCUGAAGGAGAAGGUCGAGACCAAGAGCAUGAGAGGAGGCGGCAGGGCCGACUCCAACGCUCAUCUACGGUCAACAAGCCCAGUGGUAAAUCGACAGGUCGUCUACAUGUCAUCGAGUGUGAAGACGAUCCUCAAGAAGAGACCUAUUGCCAUGCCGUUGGCAGCGAUGCCUUAUCUAUAA
Messenger RNA from Perkinsus marinus ATCC 50983, 555 nucleotides. RefSeq lists its product as hypothetical. Bases 1 to 555 code for a protein of 184 amino acids. The record is from RefSeq and is a predicted model, not a curated record. The transcript has 2 exons. NCBI's taxonomy places the organism in Eukaryota, Perkinsozoa, Perkinsida, Perkinsidae.